Molecule: messenger RNA, 897 nt
Organism: Chenopodium quinoa (quinoa)
Lineage: Eukaryota; Viridiplantae; Streptophyta; Magnoliopsida; Caryophyllales; Amaranthaceae
Product: flowering-promoting factor 1-like protein 2
Exons: 1
Coding region: 141-479 (112 amino acids)
Biological process (GO): regulation of flower development
Source: RefSeq, a predicted model, not a curated record
CCUCCCCAUUCACUCAUCCAUCCACCUCUAAACAUUUGCUUGAUUAGCUUUUUUAUACAUCUCGAGAAAAAAAACCUAAUCCUCUUCAAUACCCUAACACUCAGUCUAGUAAAGAAAAAUCAACAAAACUAAAGCUAAAGAUGUCAGGAGUAUGGGUGUUCAAGAACAAUGGCGUGAUUCGUUUAGUGGAGAACCCUCAGGCCGACCAGGGUGGAAGUGAUCAGGCAAGAGCAAGGAAGAAGGUGCUCGUGCAUCUUCCUACCGGAAGAGUGAUUUCAUCAUACCAAACCCUUGAACCAAUCCUUAAAGAUCUAGGGUGGGAGCAUUACUUUGGAGGUGAUCCUGAUCUCUACCAAUUCCAUAAGAGAUCUUCCAUUGAUUUGAUAUCACUUCCUAGGGAGUUCUCCAAAUUUAGCUCGGUCUACAUGUACGACAUUGUCGUUAAGAACCCUAAUGUCUUCCAGGUUCGCGACAUGUAGAUCCCAUAUAUCUACAUGGACUACCAUCUAUCAAAACUACUUAUCUCUACAAAUUAAAGUUAGUUAGGGUUUGUGCUUGCAUGUAAAGUAUACAUAAGCAUUGCUUGUUUGAUUUUGCGCACUUUUUUGUGUCCCCUUUUAAGGAGUGUUAAGGUUUACUUCAAGAGUGAUGGUGUAUUUUUCAUGUUUGCAAAUUUUUCAUUUCAUCCAAAGAAACUAGAUAUUGAUGUGUACGUACCAUGGAGGUACACUCAUCAUCACCUCAUUUAUGUAUGUCUUGCUUAUUCCAUAUAUCGAUCAUAUUUCAAAGUACGAUCACAUUACAUUCAAGCUUCCUCGGAUGUAAGAUUUCUUGCAUCAUUUUUAAUUUCCUUCUUAUAGAUAGAUGUUUCAAUUGGUUUGUUUCUAUUCCUUCAAG